GUCAGCGUUCUCUUCCGCCGCUGUCGCCGCCAUCCUUGGCGCGACUCGCCUCGUUUGGUUCUACCUGGGAGAAUCCACCGCCAUCCGCCACCAUGGUGAACUUCACGGUAGACCAGAUCCGUGCCAUCAUGGACAAAAAGGCCAACAUCCGAAACAUGUCUGUUAUCGCCCAUGUGGAUCACGGCAAGUCCACACUAACAGACUCCCUGGUAUGCAAAGCUGGCAUCAUCGCCUCCGCCCGGGCUGGGGAGACCCGCUUUACUGACACCCGGAAGGACGAACAGGAACGCUGCAUCACCAUCAAGUCUACUGCCAUCUCCCUCUUCUAUGAGCUCUCAGAGAAUGACUUAAAUUUCAUCAAGCAGAGCAAGGAUGGCUCUGGCUUUCUCAUCAACCUCAUUGACUCUCCUGGGCAUGUGGACUUCUCCUCUGAGGUGACAGCUGCCCUCCGGGUCACCGAUGGUGCCCUGGUGGUGGUGGACUGCGUGUCUGGCGUGUGUGUGCAGACAGAGACAGUGCUGCGGCAGGCUAUUGCAGAACGGAUCAAACCUGUGUUGAUGAUGAACAAGAUGGACCGUGCACUGCUGGAGCUGCAGCUGGAGCCCGAGGAGCUCUACCAGACCUUCCAGCGCAUCGUGGAGAACGUCAACGUCAUCAUCUCCACCUACGGCGAGGGCGAGAGCGGCCCUAUGGGCAACAUCAUGAUUGACCCAGUCCUUGGCACUGUGGGUUUUGGGUCUGGCCUGCAUGGCUGGGCCUUCACCCUAAAGCAGUUUGCAGAGAUGUAUGUGGCCAAGUUUGCCGCCAAAGGUGAGGGCCAGCUGGGUCCUGCUGAGCGUGCCAAGAAGGUGGAGGACAUGAUGAAGAAGCUGUGGGGUGACCGGUACUUCGAUCCAGCCAAUGGCAAGUUUAGCAAGUCAGCCACCAGCCCUGAUGGGAAGAAACUACCCCGCACCUUCUGUCAGCUCAUCCUGGAUCCCAUCUUCAAGGUGUUUGAUGCAAUCAUGAAUUUCAAGAAAGAGGAGACGGCCAAGCUGAUUGACAAGCUAGACAUCAAGUUGGAUAGUGAGGACAAAGAUAAAGAGGGAAAGCCACUGCUGAAGGCUGUGAUGCGCCGCUGGCUGCCAGCAGGGGAUGCGCUGCUACAGAUGAUCACCAUCCAUCUGCCCUCGCCCGUCACUGCGCAGAAGUACCGCUGCGAGCUGCUCUACGAGGGGCCCCCGGACGAUGAGGCUGCCAUGGGCAUUAAAAGCUGUGACCCCAAAGGCCCCCUUAUGAUGUACAUCUCCAAAAUGGUGCCAACCUCCGACAAGGGCCGCUUCUAUGCCUUUGGACGCGUCUUCUCAGGGCUGGUGUCCACUGGCCUGAAGGUCAGGAUCAUGGGCCCCAACUAUACCCCUGGGAAGAAGGAGGAUCUCUACCUGAAGCCCAUCCAGAGGACCAUUUUGAUGAUGGGCCGCUAUGUGGAGCCAAUUGAGGAUGUGCCUUGCGGUAACAUCGUGGGCCUGGUGGGUGUGGAUCAGUUCCUGGUCAAGACUGGCACCAUCACCACAUUCGAGCAUGCGCACAACAUGCGUGUCAUGAAGUUCAGUGUCAGCCCUGUCGUCAGGGUGGCUGUGGAGGCCAAGAACCCCGCUGAUCUGCCCAAGCUGGUGGAGGGCCUGAAGCGGCUGGCCAAGUCGGAUCCCAUGGUGCAGUGCAUCAUCGAGGAGUCAGGGGAGCACAUCAUCGCAGGUGCUGGUGAGCUGCACCUUGAGAUCUGCCUCAAGGACCUGGAGGAGGACCAUGCCUGCAUCCCCAUCAAGAAAUCCGACCCCGUGGUCUCAUACCGGGAGACAGUCAGUGAGGAGUCGAACGUGCUGUGCCUGUCCAAGUCCCCCAAUAAGCACAACCGGCUGUACAUGAAGGCACGGCCCUUCCCUGAUGGUCUGGCCGAGGACAUCGACAAGGGGGAGGUGUCCGCUCGCCAGGAGCUCAAACAGCGGGCACGCUACCUGGCCGAGAAGUACGAGUGGGAUGUGGCUGAAGCCCGUAAGAUCUGGUGCUUUGGACCUGAUGGCACUGGCCCCAACAUUCUCACUGACAUCACCAAGGGUGUGCAGUACCUCAAUGAAAUCAAGGACAGUGUGGUGGCUGGCUUCCAGUGGGCCACCAAGGAGGGGGCGCUGUGUGAGGAGAACAUGCGGGGUGUUCGCUUUGACGUCCACGAUGUGACACUGCAUGCCGACGCCAUCCACCGCGGCGGCGGCCAGAUCAUCCCCACGGCCCGCCGCUGCCUGUAUGCCAGUGUGCUCACUGCCCAGCCACGCCUCAUGGAGCCCAUCUACCUUGUGGAGAUCCAGUGUCCAGAGCAAGUAGUUGGUGGCAUCUAUGGAGUCCUGAACAGGAAACGAGGCCACGUGUUUGAAGAAUCCCAGGUGGCUGGCACCCCCAUGUUUGUGGUCAAGGCCUACCUGCCUGUCAAUGAGUCCUUUGGUUUUACUGCCGACCUGAGGUCCAACACUGGGGGCCAGGCCUUCCCACAGUGCGUGUUCGACCACUGGCAGAUCCUGCCUGGAGACCCCUUCGAUAACAGCAGCCGCCCCAGCCAGGUGGUGGCGGAGACCCGCAAGCGCAAAGGCCUGAAGGAGGGCAUCCCAGCCCUGGACAACUUCUUGGACAAGUUGUAGGUGGUUCUUCCUUCCUUGCCUGGCGGGACUCGGCUCAGCACUCACACCGGUUUGACCACUGCACCAUGCCCGCGUUCUCUCAGAUGACAUCUCGAGACUGUCCCCACAGUGGCGCUCUGCCCAAGGUUUCUGGGGCCCACUCUGUGCCAUCACUCUGCGUUAACACUUGAUGCUGUUUCCCUCUAUUUAUUUUGGGGUUCCAGAGGCAGCAGAAAUACCCUUUUCUGCAGGGACGUUCAUAGCCCGAUGGGGUGGGGAGGUGGGCAGGACACCCAGUGCUUUAUCAUUUCAUCAGAGGGAAACUCAAAUUCAGAUAUCCCAAAUUUUAAAAUAAAUACAUUAAAGGUUUAUUUGGGUAAAUGGCCCAAAGUGGCUUUUCCCUAGAAGGAACAGGUGGGCAGGUGUUCCCCUGUGCUGACACCAUGGCCACCUCCAGCUGUACUUGUGCCAUUGGAAUAAUAAAUACGAUGGUGGUGACCUUGGG
Messenger RNA from Dipodomys ordii (Ord's kangaroo rat), 3153 nucleotides. It is a transcript of the gene Eef2, whose product is annotated as eukaryotic translation elongation factor 2. The record is from RefSeq and is a predicted model, not a curated record. The coding region runs from base 93 to 2669 and encodes 858 amino acids. The transcript has 15 exons. Lineage: Eukaryota; Metazoa; Chordata; Mammalia; Rodentia; Heteromyidae. Gene Ontology annotation, biological process: translational elongation. Gene Ontology annotation, cellular component: cytosol; ribonucleoprotein complex. Gene Ontology annotation, molecular function: GTPase activity; ribosome binding; translation elongation factor activity.